GAGGCACCGACCGAGGAGGCCACGUGACAUGCUGCAGACAGUCCCUUCCCAGAUCCACCGUCCCAAGUGCUUGGCGAUGCGCUGAUGCCAUUGGGGGAAGGAGGGACAGGAGAGCAUCGGCGGAGUUUUUGGGGAAACACGAGGUCACACUUGCUUUUAUAGAAGAAUCUGGCAGAGCAGGAAGGCAAUCCACUGGUCCAGGGGAAGGAUGUUUGGAGAGGAAGAGAGGAUGAGAGGAGAGCCAGAUUUAGCUGUUCCUGAAUCAGGUCUCAAUGCCAGUAAAGCUGGGAGCAGAGUGGAGCAGUGGGAAGGAAACAUUCAGAAAAGCCUUGGAAACAACAUCCUCCCUCCAGAUGUGCAGUGCCAGCAAUUCCAGCAGUUCUGCUACCUGGAGGCCGAGGGACCUCGAGAAGUCUGCAGCCAACUUCACCAUCUUUGCCAGCAGUGGUUGAAGCCAGAGAGGCACAGCAAGAAGGAGAUGCUGGACCUGGUGAUCCUGGAGCAGUUCCUGGCCAUCCUGCCCCCAGAGAUGGAGAGCUGGGUGAGGGAAUGCAGGCCGGAGACCAGUUCCCAGGCAGUGGCCCUGGCAGAAGGCUUCCUCCUCAGCCAGGCAGAGGACAGGAAUCAAGAUCAACAGGUGCAGGAGAAGAUUGCGCAGGAGUGUGACCACACAAUAGCUUUUCCAGGUGGUUCCUUAAAACCAAUGAACAAUUCUUUGCCAUCAUUUUCUGACAAGGAGAAAGCUGCUUCCUUACAGCCUGAUGGGGGUCUGGUGACUUUUGAGGAAGUGUCUGUUCAUUUCACUGAGGAGGAGUGGGCUCUGCUGGAUCCGGACCAAAGGGAUCUUCACCAGGAAGUCAUGGAGGAGAACUGGCAGAACGUGGCCUCUCUGGAGGCUGACGGUCUCCAGAACGAGUCUGAGGGAGACCCACAGCACCUUGUAUUUGAGGAAAAACAGCAGAAAAGAAUGGCUGGAACAAAAUGGAAGAGUGGGAAUGAAUCCUUUCCUCAGGGUGCUGAAUCCCACGUAGUUGAUAGACAUCAAAGAAUUAAGACAGCGGAGAAACCUCAUAAAUGGUUGGCAUGUGGAAGGAGUUCUGCUCAGAACUGCAUCCUUGCUGUUCAUCAACAAAUCCACAAGGAGGAGAUAUCAUAUAAAUGUUUAGAGUGUGGAAAGGGCUUUUCUUGUAAUUACAACCUGGCUGCUCAUCAACGAAUCCAUACUGGAGAGAAACCAUAUAAAUGCUUGGAGUGUGGAAGGAGUUUUGCUUGGAGUUCAGAUCUUAAAUCCCAUCAACGUAUCCACACGGGGGAGAAACCAUAUGAAUGCCUGGAGUGUGGAAAGAGCUUUGCUCGGAGUACAGACCUUACCAUCCAUCAACGUAUCCACACAGGGGAAAAACCAUAUGAGUGCUUGGAGUGUGGGAAGAGUUUUGCUCGGAGUUCAGACCUUUAUGCUCAUCAGCGUGUCCACACUGGGGAAAAACCAUAUCAGUGCCUGGAGUGUGGAAAGAGAUUUGCUUAUAGUUCACAACUUAAAUCCCAUCAACGUAUCCACACAGGGGAGAAACCAUAUGAAUGCUUGGAGUGUGGAAAGAGCUUUACUCAGAGUUCACAUCUUAAAUCCCAUCAACAUACCCAUACUGGGGAGAAGCCAUAUAAAUACUUGGAUAAGGCCAAGAGCUAUACUCAGAAUUCACAUCUUAAAUGCCAUCAAUAUUUCCGCACUGGAGAGAAACCAUAUAAAUGCCUGAAAUGCGAAAAGUGCUUUGCUCAGCGUUCACACCUUUCUAACCAUCAACGAAUCCACUCAGGGGAGAAACCAUAUGAAUGCUGGGAGUGUAGGAAGACUUUUGCUCACAGUACACAGCUUACUGCCCAUCAACGUAUGCACACUGGGGAUAAACAACUGAAAUGCUUGAAGUGUGGAAAGAGCUUUGCUCAGAGUUCAGAGCUUAAAUCCCAUCAAUGUAUUCACAGUGUGGAGAAACCAUAUAAAUGCUUGGAGUGUGGAAACAGCUUUGGUUGGAGUUCACACCUUACUAGACAUCGACGAAUCCACACAGGGGAGAAGCCAUAUCAAUGCUUGGAUUGUGGAAGAAACUUUGCUCAGAGUUCACAACUUACUAAACAUCGACGAAUCCACACAGGGGAGAGGCCAUAUAAAUGCUUAGAGUGUGGAAAGAGCUUUCUUCGGAGUGACCACCUAACUUCUCAUCAACGAAUCCACAUGCAGGGGGAACCACAUAAACACUUGGAAUGUUGAAAGGGCUUUGUUCAAAAGGCAUAUCUUAAGGUUCACUUUAGAGUUCACAUAUGGGGAAACCAUAUAAAAUGCAAAGUCAGUUUUUGUUCUAAACUAGGCUCAUAUUAUACAGCUGUUGAACUGAUAUUGUUUAAGGCAUAUUCAAUUCUUAGUUAAAAUAGCGUUUAAUUUGUCCUACCCUGUGAAAAUUUUAUGGAGGGGUGUCCUAGACCUUUAGGUUUAAUUGAUUAUGUUGUUUAGGACUAGGUUUUCUGUCCCUCUUGCUCUGUAUGCCAUAUUUAAUUAUAAUUGGAUGAUGGAAUGAGUAGUUCUGCCUUCUGCCAAAAUCCUGUGUGAUACAAUCAAGGAAAAUGCCUUUCAGAUUGGCCAUCGCUUGACAUAGAGACUAUAGGAAUCUCUUUGAGGCAGACUAUAUCUUCCAGCUUCAUUUGAAAUAAAUGGGCUCUUGACAAG
This is a messenger RNA of Heteronotia binoei (common prickly gecko), 2719 nucleotides long. RefSeq names its product zinc finger protein 883-like. Lineage: Eukaryota; Metazoa; Chordata; Lepidosauria; Squamata; Gekkonidae. The transcript is spliced from 6 exons. Bases 209 to 2266 code for a protein of 685 amino acids. Gene Ontology annotation, biological process: regulation of DNA-templated transcription. The record is from RefSeq and is a predicted model, not a curated record.